UCGCUGGUGGUCCUGUGACUCGGGGCCCGGCCUUUCGUUCUCCGCAGAGAUGCCGAAAACCAAGUCGGGCGCGAGCGGCCGGCGCCGCGAGCGGCAGGAACAGCGCCGGGAACUGAAGAGCGCCGGAGGACUCAUGUUCAACAAGGGGAUUGGGCAGCACAUUUUGAAAAAUCCUCUCAUUGUUAACAGCAUUAUCGACAAGGCUGCCUUGAGACCGACCGAUGUUGUCCUGGAAGUUGGACCUGGAACUGGCAACAUGACUGUAAAGUUGCUAGAAAAGGCAAAAAAGGUAGUUGCCUGUGAACUUGACCCCAGGCUAGUAGCUGAGCUUCACAAAAGAGUGCAGGGCACUCCCAUGGCCAGCAAACUUCAAGUCCUGGUGGGUGAUGUGUUGAAAGCAGACUUGCCGUUCUUUGAUGCCUGUGUGGCAAAUUUGCCUUAUCAGAUAUCGUCUCCUUUUGUCUUCAAGCUGUUGCUGCACAGGCCUUUCUUUAGAUGUGCGAUACUCAUGUUUCAAAGGGAAUUUGCGCUCCGGCUGGUUGCAAAACCUGGAGAUAAGCUGUACUGCAGACUGUCCAUCAAUACACAGCUGUUAGCACGGGUAGACCAUCUAAUGAAAGUUGGGAAAAACAACUUCAGACCACCACCCAAGGUAGAAUCUAGUGUCGUAAGGAUAGAACCUAAGAAUCCGCCACCGCCUAUCAAUUUUCAGGAAUGGGAUGGGCUUGUAAGAAUCACCUUCGUUAGGAAAAACAAGACCCUGUCUGCUGCAUUUAAGUCAAGUGCUGUACAACAGCUGCUGGAGAAAAACUACAGAAUCCACUGUUCGAUCCAUAACGCUAUAAUACCAGAAGAUUUCAGCAUAGCAGAUAAAAUACAGCAAGUCCUAACCAACACAGGCUUUAGUGACAAACGGGCCCGUUCCAUGGACAUAGAUGACUUCAUUAGAUUGCUACAUGGAUUCAAUGCCGAAGGCAUCCAUUUUUCUUAGGUUUCUGAAAAGCAGAACUUUGCAAGGUCAAGGAAAAACAAACUGCAUAUAUAUAUUUUUAAUAGUUUAAGGUGAACUAUGUUUUGUAUCACUGAAACAGCAUUUGCUUGACUGAUUUUAAAUGCUUCCACCAUUUAUUACUCUGGGUUUUUUAAUGCAAAUUAACAAAUGCAUGAUGCAGCAGUUACACAAGCCCUAUGGAAGAUGAGUGGUGCACACCUACCGUUACACGGAGAAUGCUGUGGCAGUAAGUGCGCCCCCUACAGCUUUAUAGCCUUAGAAACCCUAUGGGGCAAUUCCACUCUGAUUUAGUGUCACAAUUGACCUUGACACUGCUAGGUCCUGUCUUGAUACUGGAAGUUAAUUCCAAGUACCCGGUGUUGCAGACACGCACAACUUUACAAACUGCUCAUUUCUAACAGUUUAUUGUAUAAAGAUGUUACUCUUCUAUUUACUGCCCAUUAUAUGUAUUGCUGUGAGAACUGCCCUCAAGCUUAACUUGUCACAUUUUCCUCAUACCACUUUUUGUCAUUCACAUGGACAAUAAAACCAUGGUUCUUUAAAAUGUCUUCUUUGCACCUCUUUAUUCUUUGUGUUGACCCUAUACAGUUUCUUUUAGCACUUUCCAUGGCUCACUCCUUUAGCUAUUGUGUUGAACCUGACCGCAGGGUAUGAGCCUGAGCUGCUCCUGCCACCAUGUGGUGGCUGGGCAUAACUCCUCUUACCCAGAAAAUAAAGCUCUAUCAACAUGAAGGUAA
Messenger RNA from Echinops telfairi (small Madagascar hedgehog), 1749 nucleotides. RefSeq names its product DIM1 rRNA methyltransferase and ribosome maturation factor (gene DIMT1). The transcript is spliced from 12 exons. NCBI's taxonomy places the organism in Eukaryota, Metazoa, Chordata, Mammalia, Afrosoricida, Tenrecidae. Gene Ontology annotation, molecular function: rRNA (adenine-N6,N6-)-dimethyltransferase activity. Gene Ontology annotation, biological process: rRNA methylation. Bases 50 to 991 code for a protein of 313 amino acids. Gene Ontology annotation, cellular component: mitochondrial matrix. The record is from RefSeq and is a predicted model, not a curated record.